UCAGGAUUUGGCGGCCACCUCCCGAGCCCGCGCUCAGGCCCAGACACUUCAUCCUCCCUACCAUGGUGCGGCUCCAGUGAGAUUCCAAAGCUAUUUACUCCUGAACUCCUGGGAUCUUAUUCUCGUGCUAUGGAUAUAUGAUGGAGUGACUCAAGUUGAAGCUGUAGAAGUGACAAUCGCCUGGGUUUUCGUGCCAGAAGCAGCUGUAGACCGAGGCCUUGUGAGCACCAGCUGAUCGUCACUCCCCAGCACUCAACCCCCACAAAGCCCCAUGUCUCAGGUCCAGAGAAGGUUAAAAAAUGGUUCCCUUACCUCAAGAACAAAACCAGCGAUCCUAAGAACUAGAAAAAGAAAGCACUCGGAGAACGAGGAUGAGCGGCAAGUGAAACAGCCUCGGGUCGACCCAGUAGACAUGGUAACCCGAGCCUCUGGGGACGUCACCUCCAGUCUCAAUGUUGACAAGGACCGCUCCUCGGGCUCUGAUGGCGCCGUCCCUGAAAACUGGCUCAAGUUCCGAGGGCUGACAUGCACAACGGCACCUCAGCUAAGUCGAAAGCUAACACUACCAAAGCUGGGAUGGGCUGACCAGGGGCAGGUGUGGGCCCUCAUGUGCAGGAAGGACCGCAUAUACCCACGCUGCCCUAACUACCUGGUGAAACACCCGUCCCUCCAGGCCCGCAUGAGAGCCAUCCUGCUGGACUGGCUAACUGAGGUGUGUGAGGUGUUCAACUUCCACCGAGAGUCUUACUACUUGGCCACAGACUACAUCGACCGCUACUUGGCGUGUACCGAGGAUGUCCCCAAGCAGCAACUCCAGCUUAUAGGUAUUACUUGUUUAUUCAUCUCUGCAAAGAUUGAAGAAAUUUAUCCAAGAAAUUUAUCCGAGUUUGCCUAUGUAACGGACGGUGCUUGCUUAGAGAACGAAAUUUUGGAGAAGGAACUAGUCAUUUUAAAGAAACUCAACUGGGACUUGUCGCCCAUCACCUCCAACACGUGGCUCAGCACAUACAUCCAGCUGGCCCACGACAUCUCCCAGCCUGACACCAUGGAGGGAAAGGAGGAGGGCGAUGACCACGGCUUUGUCUUCCCACGCUACUCCCCUCUGGCCUUUGUACAGGUGGCAAGGCUACUGGACCUGUGCACACUGGAGAUGUCCAGCCUGUCCUUCACCUCCAGCAUGAUAGCGGCCACCGCCAUGUGCCACGUCAUGACCCCUGAGCUGGCCACCAGCGUGUCGGGCUUCUCUCUGGACGACCUCAAGGAAUGCUAUGACUGGAUGGCGGCGUUUGCCAUCACGGUGCAUGAGAUGGGGCCGGUGCAGCUCAAGACCUUCAGCAAGGUGGCACAAGAUGACAUGCACAAUAUUCAGACACACUCUGUGGACCUGGAAACUCUGGAGAGGGCACAGAUCAGGCUGACUCAGAUCCGGUCGUCGUCGUCCCGCAAGAGCCCCGAGGUGUCAGAGGUUCCCGUGGCCAUGCUGACGCCGCCAAAGACGGAUGAGAAGGCAAGGAUGGUCAUGGAGUAUUCUGGGUAGUAGUCGGGGCUGUUGGGGAAUGAAUUGAAGCAUUGGUACACAUUCCAUCGCUGCCGGCCGGCUGGGACUUCUUAAUGUUGUUGUUGUUGGGGUGAGUGAUUAAGUUGUCCCGGCGUGACGGUCGUGGUGGCAGCCGGUGGUGUGAGUUGCUGUUUCAUGUGGCCAUUUUUAUACAUAUCAGGCAUGUCUGGCCAUGCUUAUACAUACAUAUCAAAGGCAUUUUUAAGCUAAUAGAGGCAAUAUAACAUGAAAAUGUAAAAAACUUUGUAUAUUUGCUUUAUGUUAUUUGCAUGCUGUGCAACAAUAGUCCAGUAAGCUGUGAAUGUCAGAGGAGUGAUGAACAUGUGAGUGUGUAGGACAGAGUGUGCUAGUGCCAGUGUGUAGAGGAGCGACGGGCUUUGUGGUAACUUUUACACCAUGGUUUUACUACUUAUUGUAGAAUGAUCACUUGAUAAUUUAUUAAUUUUCAGGCUUUCUUGUUAAAGCUGAUGGUUUUAGUUACUUUAACUUAUAUUGUACAUAAUAAGGUACAUAUGUGUACGUAGAAAAGUAACAUCAAAUAACAUUAGUUGAAGUACGAAGUUAAGGAUGUGUACGAUUAUUGUGGAUUUGCGUGAUGUGCCUGUAAUGGGCAUUGUAUAUAUCAGAAUUUGCCUUAAAAACAAUUCUAGUCUUUUUUUAAAGGUAUCGCAGUUUUACGUAUUAGCGCCAAGUGCAAUGGUGUUCUGUAGGGGCGUGAGAAAUACCUUUUUGAACACAAGUUUUCCUUUUUGCGCGUUUUGCUCGGAGAAACUUUACCGCAGAGAGGAUGUUUCUGUCUGAUUUGUGUCUGGGAUUGUGAUUCUACAAGGCUGUUGGAAGCAUGAAGGGAGUGUAGAGGGAAGUCAGAAGCCAUGCAAGGUUAAUGUCACUUUGAGAGGGUUAUUGUGCCAACAGAUCUGCCAUGACGGCAUAUCAGCAUUUAUUUGUGUACUGUAGCAACAGGGCAUUGUUUAAAGUAUUGAUGUGAUACAGAAUAACUAAAGAAGACUUUUCUGCCGUGGCCAUCCCACUGUGGGAGUUCAUGGGAGGAGCCACCAGAUACACGUUGACUUGUAUAGAUACAUUGACAUGAUACAGGAAUAACAUUAAAGAAGACAUGUCUACCAUGGCCAUACCCUCACGGGAGUUCCUGGGAACAGGCACCAGAUCUAUGUAGACGUGUGCUGUAGAUACAGUGACUUGUUAUGACAAACCUGAAAGACCUUUACGUACAUGCUUUUAAAAAAAUAAGAAAAAUGGAGUUAUUUGGAGAUGUUACAGCUUAACAUUUACUUUGGAAUUUUAUGAGUUGGAGGAUUAUUAACUACUUUUAACAUUAUUGUUUGUUGUCAUCCAAUUACUGUUUUAAAGAAUGCAAAAUUUUCUGUUUGGAGGUGGAAAAAAAAGUAGGCUGUUUAUGAGUAACAUUUUGUAAUUUUGCAAGUGUUGAAAUUACAAACAUAAAUAAAACUAUUUUUAUGUA
This is a messenger RNA of Portunus trituberculatus (swimming crab), 3041 nucleotides long. RefSeq names its product G1/S-specific cyclin-E-like. The coding region runs from base 272 to 1537 and encodes 421 amino acids. The record is from RefSeq and is a predicted model, not a curated record. NCBI's taxonomy places the organism in Eukaryota, Metazoa, Arthropoda, Malacostraca, Decapoda, Portunidae. The transcript is spliced from 10 exons. Gene Ontology annotation, biological process: regulation of cyclin-dependent protein serine/threonine kinase activity; G1/S transition of mitotic cell cycle. Gene Ontology annotation, molecular function: cyclin-dependent protein serine/threonine kinase regulator activity. Gene Ontology annotation, cellular component: nucleus; cytoplasm; cyclin E1-CDK2 complex.